Messenger RNA from Oryzias latipes (Japanese medaka), 2496 nucleotides. The record is from RefSeq and is a predicted model, not a curated record. NCBI's taxonomy places the organism in Eukaryota, Metazoa, Chordata, Actinopteri, Beloniformes, Adrianichthyidae.
UACCCCCCCCCCCGACGAUGUCAUCGUCCAUCCCGAUGGUUGACAGCAAACAUCGUCAACGGCCAAAUUAGGGGACAUCGCCCAACCCUAAAAUAAAGUCCCUUCAAAAUCCCACAUCAAUCCAAACCAAAGGCAUUGUCAAUAAGUUACAUAAAUUGAGUGCAUUUCUGGAUGACCAAGGCUCACUUCGAGUUGGAGGACGUCUCAAGCAUGCUGCUUUACAUUCUAAUAUCAAGCAUCCAGUUAUCUUACCAAGAGACAGCCAUGUGUCAAUGUUACUCAUCAAGCAUUACCAUGAGAAAACAUACCAUCAAGGACGAGGGAUCACUAUGAACAAGCUCCGCGCAAGUGGAUAUUGGAUCCUUGGGUGCAGCAAGGUUGUAUCCUCUUAUAUCCACAGAUGUGUUAAAUGCAGAAAGUUCAGGAGAUGCACAGAACAGCAGAAAAUGGCAGACCUCCCGGAAGAUCGGAUGGAGACUACUCCACCAUUUACCUACUGUGGGAUGGACUGCUUUGGUCCUUUUUAUGUCAAGGAAGGCAGGAAGGAGCUAAAGCGCUACGGCUUGUUAAUCACCUGCAUGUGCUCAAGAGCAGUGCACAUAGAAAUGCUUGAUGAUUUAACCACCGAUGCCUUCAUCAAUGCACUGCGUGUGUUCAUCGCCAUAAGAGGCUCAGUUCGUCAGAUAAGAUGCGAUCAGGGAACAAACUUUGUCGGUGCAAGAAAUGAGUUUGCAGAGGCAUUCAAGGAAAUGGACCAAAUCAAGCUGGAAAAUCUGGAAUGCGAGUUUCUCAUGAACACCCCAGCUUCAAGUCAUAUGGGUGGUGUCUGGGAACGACAAAUCCGCACCAUAAGAAGUGUUCUGUCAUCCAUCCUUGAACAAUCAGCUAAACAACUUGACAGCUCCUCCCUAAGAACUUUCCUUUAUGAAGUCAUGGCAGUGAUAAAUAGUCGACCUCUUACCACAGAUCAACUAUGUGACCCAUCAAGCCCAGAACCUCUGACGCCAAACCACAUAUUGACCAUGAAGUCCACAAUCAUCUCUCCACCACCAGGCAAGUUUGUCAAGGAAGAUCUUUAUCUUCAGAAGAGGUGGCGUCGUGUUCAACUCCUUGCCAAUACCUUUUGGACAAGAUGGAAAAAGGAGUACUUGCUGAAUCUUCAAAGUAGACAAAAAUGGACUAAACAAUACCGAAAUGCCCAAAUCAAUGAUAUUGUACUUUUGAAAGAUGAAAUAACACCACGAAACCAGUGGAAGUUGGCAAAAAUCGUUGAUGUGUACCUUAGUAAGGAAGAAAGAGUGAGAAAGGUCAAGCUACUGAUGAGUGAUCGCUCUCUAGAUGAAACAGGAAAGCGUAUCUCCAAACCUGUUUACCUGGAAAGGCCCAUUCAGAAGACAGUUGUCCUGUUGGAAGCAAAUUAAGGAGACUGAACUCUUAAUACUCUAAAUAAAAGAGUAACAAGUCAUAUUCCAUAAUUAGUUCACAAUUCAUUGAAUAUUAAGAAUAACUAGUUCAUAAGUUUAAAAGCAAUAUUUAGUUCUAUAAAUCACAAGUGAUUGGUGGGAGUGUAACAGUCCAAAACAUUUAUGUGUUUACUCUGUUGUUCUAAAUUAUAUUUUAAUUUUCACCAUCUAGUGGUGAGAGCAUGUGGAACAAAGUUCAAUUAAAGUUCCACACGGACUCAUUUAACUACGGGCACAGCUAUCAGCGCAUUGCUGCAGCCACGUGAAGAUCUCCGAAAGUUAAAGGAAAGUUGAAGCCAAAUGAGCAAUUAGCCCCUCGUGGAUGUCAGCCCACGAGGUUUGUGUGCUUUUAUUUGUAUAAUUUAAGAUUCAUAUUUUGUAAGCUGUAGAAUUGUAUUUGAUGCAUAUUUGUGUAUUUAUUUUGCCCGCCAGUUCUCACGGGUUGUGAAGACCAAUAAACCCUGUUUUAAACACCUCGUGCUAUUCAAUAUGUCAGUCAAUUUCAAUAGGUCUGUAAAUUUUAGCCAAAAUCAAAAAACCUGCGUCGUUUUCUAGGACAUAGUAUCUGCAGAGCGGUAGAAUUUUAUGUCGUGGGCGUGACAGUUGGCACGGAGCAAUCUCGCUCCCCCUUCCCCUCCCUGCUGCUGGGAGCUCAGAACAGAGAGCUUGUGGCCUUCUGAGUGUAUUCUCUACAUCACAAAUAAGCUCCUUAUAAAAUGCCAUUUGUUUAAAUAAAAACUCAGACAUGCUGGUUAAUUCUAAAUUGUCUUUGUACAUGUCUUCCAUCGGAAACAAUGGCACAAUAAUAUGUUCAAAACACCUCUUUUGGGGGGAGUGGGUCAUUUAAAAUUAUAAUUUAAAGAGAUGAGACCACAAGUCUAUGCUGGUUAAUGCAGCUGAUGUUCCAACCAAUGGUCACGAUAGUCUUUGGUUUCUCGCCUGCAGAAGCGACGCCUGUAUGUAUUUACUGAUGGUUUUGUGUAGUUUUGGGAUGUUAUGUCAUUUGUCAGUGAUUAAAAACGUAUAAAAAAAA